CUUGUUAGUAGGUUUCAAGGGUUCAGACGGGAGAGGUGACAUUUGGCAGGCUAUCUGUCUGUGUACAAAGGACAAAUGAAAUUAAAUAAAAGUACAGGUUAAAGGAAACUACAUAGAAACCAGAGAAAUGUCUUCUCUAGUAAGAUUCGGGUCCGUAUUUCGGGCCGGGGCACAGCUGCUUAGCCGAGGUCCAGCGCGAGUUGGAUUCAGAAAAGCGAGUGGCGGUGUCCAUAUUGAACCUCAGUACAGGCAGGGUCCACAAAUGACAAGGAGCCAGAAGUUUCAGGCGGAAUUUCUUAGCAGUGCCAUGUGGUUCUGGAUUCUCUGGCAUUUUUGGCAUAAUCCUGACGCAGUCCUUGGUCACUUUCCCUGGCCUGAUGCCUCACAGUGGACAGAUGAGGAAUUGGGUAUCCCUCCUGAUGAUGAAGAGUAAGCAAUAGUAUACUUUUUUACUAUUAUUGGAUUAUACAUAUGAAAAUAACCGUUCUAUUGGACAUAACAAAGCAAUCUACACUGUAUAUACAAAAUAUAGUUUAUUAAACUUGUGGCUCCAUA
This is a messenger RNA of Polypterus senegalus (gray bichir), 555 nucleotides long. RefSeq names its product NADH:ubiquinone oxidoreductase subunit B2 (gene ndufb2). The record is from RefSeq and is a predicted model, not a curated record. Bases 128 to 433 code for a protein of 101 amino acids. The transcript has 4 exons. NCBI's taxonomy places the organism in Eukaryota, Metazoa, Chordata, Cladistia, Polypteriformes, Polypteridae. Gene Ontology annotation, cellular component: mitochondrial inner membrane.